ACCAAACAUUCAUUCUUCAACUUUUCAUUAAUUUCCUCGUAAUUUGCCAACAUGUUCCGCAUAAGCAACACCGUUGUCGGCGCGCUCAACAUUCUCUCCUUGCUCCUGGGCGUGGCCGCCGUGGCCUCCUCCGCUUACAUCCACAUCCGCGGCGGCUCCGACUGCCAGAAGGUCCUGCAGGUGCCGCUUCUAGUCGGCGGCAUCUUCGUGGUGCUGGUCUCCACCUUGGGAAUCGUGGGGUCGCUGUACCGUGUCAACACUGCGCUCUACGCCUACCUCUUCGUCACGUUCGCGCUCAUCGUGGGCCUCGCCUUCUUCACCGUCUUCACGCUGUUCGUGACGAACAGGAAGGUGGGGCAGCAGGUUUCCGGCAAGGGCUACGGCGAGUACAGGGUGGCCGAUUUCUCGCACUGGCUGCAGCGCUACGUCGUCAACAACAAGAACUGGGACGAGGUGAAGAGUUGCUUGAUGGACGCGCACGUGUGCCAGAACCUCGCCAUCAACGGUGGCCGCAACAACGACUUCCUCAUUUUCAAACACCUAACAACAACGCAGGCUGGUUGUUGUAAACCACCAGCGUAUUGUGGGUUCAUAAUGAAGAAUGGUACGUUCUGGGAAGUGCCAAAAGAGGGUCCAGCAGUGAAUAAUUCUGACUGCAGCACUUGGAACAACAGAGAAGACAAACUGUGCUACGAUUGCAAUUCAUGCAAGGGAGGAGUUUUGGCUAACAUAAGGAACCAAUGGAGACGUCUCACUGUAUUCAACGCAUGCGUGCUUUUGGUAGUCACUGCCAUAUAUGCCUUGGGCUGCUACGCCAUCAAGAACAACAGAUUCGAUUCACAGUGCAACCACCCCAAAACACCAUUUCCUUGAUUCCACUAGUGUUCUUGCAUGCAACAUAUACAGAGAACUAGUUUGUGUCCUCAAUAUCUAGGUUAAUUAGUUAGUUAUAAUGUUUGAAGUACAUUAGUAUUAAUUGUUUGGACGUCAGUAUGUGUGUAUAUUAUGUAUUGUUUUGUGGUUUUGUAAUGCUGGAUAUUGUUACUCAAUUUCUUUAAUCCUUUUGUUAUUCGUGGCAUUUAGCGUUUAGAUCUGUUUUGAAUGUUCUGGUUUCAAUCAUCAACGCUUAAUGAUGUUAGCCUUCAUAUCAUAUGUUUCCUACUCAGUCGUGU
Molecule: messenger RNA, 1172 nt
Organism: Vigna angularis (adzuki bean)
Lineage: Eukaryota; Viridiplantae; Streptophyta; Magnoliopsida; Fabales; Fabaceae
Product: tetraspanin-11
Exons: 2
Coding region: 52-873 (273 amino acids)
Biological process (GO): auxin-activated signaling pathway
Cellular component (GO): plasmodesma; plasma membrane
Source: RefSeq, a predicted model, not a curated record